Messenger RNA from Harmonia axyridis, 4854 nucleotides. RefSeq names its product E3 ubiquitin-protein ligase RBBP6 (gene snama). Gene Ontology annotation, biological process: mRNA processing; protein ubiquitination; ubiquitin-dependent protein catabolic process. NCBI's taxonomy places the organism in Eukaryota, Metazoa, Arthropoda, Insecta, Coleoptera, Coccinellidae. The transcript has 14 exons. The record is from RefSeq and is a predicted model, not a curated record. Bases 267 to 4700 code for a protein of 1477 amino acids. Gene Ontology annotation, molecular function: zinc ion binding; nucleic acid binding; ubiquitin protein ligase activity. Gene Ontology annotation, cellular component: nucleus.
AUAGAGUCUAUGUCUAUGGUAACGAAUGUGGGCGCCAUUCCACAAAUCUACACAGUUUGUCAAUCUAUAAAUUAUAGAAGUAGGGAUUGUGAUUAAUAAAAUCGUUAUAAUUCUUCACAUAAAAGGCAGUUUUUCUAGGAUUAGCAUUUUAUUGAGCAUGACAGCUAGUAUGCGCCUCUAGAAGAACAUAUUUUGAUAGGAAUAGUUUAAAUGCAUUUUUCAAUAUGACUAUAAGAGAAUGAAAGUACUGAUUAGACUCAUUGAUAAUGUCUGUUCACUACAAGUUCAAAUCCGCAUUGGAAUAUGAUACCAUAACCUUCGACGGAUUACAUAUUUCUGUUAAAGACUUGAAAAAUGCCAUUAUACAACAAAAAAGGAUUGGGAAAUCAACUGACUUCGAUUUGCAAGUGACUAAUGCCCAAACCAAAGAAGUUUACACCGACCAAAAAGUUCUCAUUCCGAAAAAUACAUCACUGUUGAUUGCUAGGAUUCCUAAUGCAUCACAGUCGAAACCUAAGCAAUGGGAAGGUUACGGAGGGGAUUCUUCCCCCACAAUGAAAACUGAUGAUGGGGGUCCAAUUGCCAAAGCUACUGAUUUGUCUAGCUUGGAUGCACCUGAAGAUGAUAAAAUCAAAGCAAUGAUGUCUCAAUCCACGCAAGACUAUGAUCCCAGCAAUUAUCAGAAGAUACGUGGAUCCAAUCAGAUGGGGACAGUACCACCAACAUACAGGUGUUAUAAAUGUCAUCAGAGUGGUCACUGGAUAAAAGAUUGUACAUUUGGACAAGGAACAGAUGCUGUGGAGAUCAAAAAGAGCACUGGGAUCCCACAAAGUUUCAUGGUUCCAGUUGAAGGUCCUCAAGUUCCUGGAGCCAUGAUGACACCAAAUGGUUCUUUUGCUGUGCCAGCCUUAGAUCAUCAAGCAUACAAUUUCAAGCCAGUUCCAGCUCCAGCUAUACAAGAACUGAAACCUGAUAUUCCUGAAGAUUUAGUAUGUUCCAUCUGCUCUGACCUUCUUGCCGAUGCUGUAAUGAUACCUUGCUGCGGUAAUUCUUUUUGUGAUGAGUGCAUAAGGUUUUUCUUAUUAGAAUCUGAGGAUCAUGAAUGUCCUGAUUGUCAUGAGAAAGAAAUAUCACCUGGAACCCUUAUACCAAAUAGAUUUCUAAGAAAAUCAGUAGCCAACUUCAAAAACACCACUGGUUAUAUAAAGAAGCCUAUUUUUAGGCCUGUACCUAAAGAAACACCAGUACAGAAAAAGGAUUUAACCGAGCAAUCACAAGACACACAAGACAAAAAUGAAAAACCGGUUAUCAGUGAGGCCGACUCUACAGAACCUCAAAAAAAUAAAUCUGUUGAAAAGAAGGAAGAUCCGCUGCCCAGUUCGAUUGCAUCGGAGAAGACAGAAAUCGAGACUCCGAAAGACGGUCCCCCUGGUGUCUCUCCAGUUGAAUCACCUGUAGGCUCUCAGAUCAAACGAAUAGAUGGAAACAGCAGAGAAGUUAACGGAAGGAGUAAGAAAAGGGACGAUUACUCUCCCAAAAAUAAAAGUUCCGGCUCCCAAUAUGAGAGAGAAAGAACCAGUGAAGAUAGGGCGGGUACUCCUACAAUCGACGAACCAGGUGCCAGUUCUAGCAACUACCAAUACAAUACAGAAAAUUCUCAAACAUCAAUAAAUAAUAUGAUGCCGAUCUCAGGUGUUCAGGGGCCUCCACCGAAUGUACCUCUCACGUACCCACCUGGUCAGCAGCCAAUCAGCACAUAUCCUCCAACGUCUGGUCCUCCUCCUAAUUUUGGUUUGCCUCCACCUAGCAAUGUUCCAUACAUGCCACCUGGGCCAUACGCUAAUCCGCCCAGGCCUAUAUUCGACCCUUCAAGGCCCCCAAUGGCAGGGCCGCCUCCUUUCAAUCCACCAUUUCCGUCAAGGCCGCCACACCAUAGAGAUUACGAAAGAGGAAUGAGAAAUAGAACACCGCCAGGAGUUAUAGAUGAUACUUUAGCAGCUUUCAACCGAAUACUCAGAGAAAAAGACGAAAGGGAAAGAAGAGCAAAACAGAGAUUACAAAGGAGGACUUACAGUCGGAGUAGAAGCAGAAGCAGAAGUUACAGUCCUAGAUCACCGCGAAGAAUGAGGAGUCGCUCUCCUCGGAGACGUAGCAGAUCACGUUCUUUCUCCCUAAGCAGGUCUCGAUCUCGAUCAUACUCCGUCAGCAUAAGGGGUUCACCGCCCCCUUACAGGGACAGGGAUAGGGAUUAUUCACCGAGGCAUUCACCUAGGCGUGGGCCACCACCCGCCAGGUACAGGUCUCCUGUUAGGUCGCCUCCAAGACGAUACAAGGAUACGCACCCUUCAGAUAGGAGAGAAAGAGAUGACUAUGAAAGAGAAUAUCGCCGGGACGAUAGAGAUUACAACAGAGAUCAUCCUGCAAGACGAGAUAGAGAACAUGAAAGGGGUGACAGAGAAUAUCGUGGAGGUUAUGACAAUUUCGAUGAAAGGUAUCGCAAUCCUAAGGGUCAAUGGAAUAGCCAUUCCAUGGGAAUGAGGGCGCCACCAGAGGCCUACUAUAAUCCGCCACCACCAGAGAUAGCGCAGGGUGUCUACCAGCCACCACCAAACAGGUAUCCUCCUAGAGAAUAUCAACCUCCUUACAUGGGUAAAACAGAUGCUAUGAUACCACUCCAUCCUAUUCCACCCAGGAAAUAUGAAGACGUAGCCCCACCUGGUGUUGAAGAACCCCCAGUACCAGGAUUGGAAAAUUCUCCAGCAACAGAGGAUAAAUUUAGUAAAGUGGAACCACCUUCAGAUGUUAAAGAGGAUAAGAGAUCAAAGACUUACAAAGAUUCGGAUAAAUCUCACAGAAGUAACCGCGACAAAGAUAGAGAAAGGGAUAGAGAUAAACAUAGAAGUGAUCGUGAUAAGGACAGUAAGAGAGACAGUAGGAAGGACAAAGAUGGAGAUCGCAAAAAGAGAUCAAACAGAAGUACAACACCUCAAAGAAAAAGGAGUCAUUCACGUGAUAAAGACACUCCUGAAAAACGAAAAAGGAAACAUGAAAAUUCCUCCGACAGAGAAAAAUCAGAUAAGGAAAAGAAGAAAGAUUAUUCCGAUGAUGAAAAGUCCAGAAAAUCAAAAGACAAAAAAAAGAAGAAAGAGAGAGAAAAGAAAGAAAAAGAUAAGAAGAAACGUGAUAAAAAGGAGAAACAUAAGGAAAAGGAUAAAGAAAAGAGGGUUAAAGAAGAUACUAAGGAGAAAGAACGAAACAAAGAUCAUACUGAGGAAGAGAAAACUGAAUCUAGUCCAGUCAGAGAAAAUCCGACAAAAAAACUAAAGAAUGACACCCCUAAACCAUCUCCAGAAAAAGUCGAUAAUCAGCUAAAGCCAGGUCUUUAUGAUGAUAUCAUUGAGGAUAACAUUGAACAAGAAGUAAAGGAGAACUUUGAGGAGAAUCCUAGAUCUGAUACCCCUGAGCAUAAUUCUAAUUAUAUAAGCCAAAAAGAAGAAGCUAAUGAGAUUGAGGAAGGUGAAUUGGAACGAUCAAGAGAAUAUGAGGACUCUGAAAAAGAUAUUUUAGAAUUACAUUCCAAUGACAUAGAUUUAAAAACAGAGUUGGAAAGCAGAAAUGAAAUGCUUGCUCCACUACCUGAAAAAUCUAAAUGGGAAGAUGAUGAAGAUAAUAUUGGCGAAUUCAGUCCAAAUGAGAUGAAAGGAGAUUCGAAGAAUUCUAAGUCCGGUACAGUUAGCAGUGAGGUACUGAAACGAGCAGAAAAUGCCAUUUUUGCUAAAGCGAUAAAUGCUAUUCGGCCCAUUGAAAUAAAGAAGAUUAGUGCCGAUAGAGCUAAGUUUUAUUCUGGAGAAAGAGAUGAUGAUGAAGUGGUAAAAGCGGUCACAGUGCAAAGUGUUGCUAUUGAAAAGAAAAAUGAUAAGAAAACUGAUUCCAAUCCUCCUAAACUUUCUGUGAAAGACAGACUUGGAAUAAAGGUAAACGAACCAGAUCCUAUUCUAAGAAUAGAUAGUGUUUCUCCUUUCAGUAGAAGACUGGCUGACAGAAAUUUUGCCUAUGGUGAAAGAAAAGGAGAAGAGGAUAGAAGAAGAGAUGAUCGAGGUAAGAGAGACACAAGGACUAGAGACAAUAGAGAUGACAAAGAUAUCAGACGAGAAAGAAAUGAAACACAUAGACAUAAAGAUGUUCAUCGACGAGAUGACAAAAGGAAUCGAUCCAGAAGCAAAACUAAAACAAGAGAAGGUGAGAAAACGGAAAGGAAACGUAGAACAAGAUCUAGAAGUGACAGUGAUGAUCGUAAAGACAAAAAAAGGAGGAGAGACAAAAAACUGAAAGAAAAAUCGAAGAAAAAAGAUGAGAAAGAAGAAAAGGUAAAAGAAGAAAAACAAGAAGUACCCAAAUCUGCUACUGAAAAACGGAAGCCAACUCUAGAUGAAGCUACAUUCGAACCUGAUUAUGAUUUGGAAAGUGAAACUGAAGAGAAAAAAGCCGAGACCUCAAGUUCUGAUUCUGAUUCUAGUUCUAGCUCAGAAGAAGAGAGACGAAGAAAGAAGCGUAAGAAACACAGGAAGAAGAAAUAUAGGAAAGAUUCUAGUUCUAGCAGCUCUGAAUCAGAUAGUGAUUCAAGUGAAGAAGAACGUGAGAGGAGAAGAAAGAAACACAAGAAAAAUAAAAAAAAGAGGAAGAAGUCCAAAAAUAAAUAAUAACGGGGUAUACUGGUUAUUGUAUUCAAUUGAAUAAUUUUGUGUUCCACAUGUAUAGGUUAUGUUUUGUAAAUAAAUAAGAAAUGAAAUUAGGUGUGGCUUAUGUAGAAUCAAUUCUGUAUGCUGAAAUUCGUCAAUAAAUGUAAAAAUAUAA